UCCAUUCAAACGUGCCAAAGCUAUAAAAAGGGGCGGGAGACACAAGUAACCCAACUUCAACUCGGAGCCCGUGGCACAGCGCGCAGGGCCGUGCAGGUUCCCAUCAGAAAGUGAUGAUGAAUACAGUCAAAGCUGUGAAAAACGCGGCGGUUUGUUUCGUCCUGCUGCCCCGCUUCCUCAUGGCAGCUGUGGUUUUCUGGCUGCUGGACUUCUUGUGCAUCAGGAAGAGGUUUUUAUUCAGGGUGAAGGAGCAGGGAGGCGAUGCCAUUGAUCCUCCAGUGUGCAUCUCGGACUCCAACCGGCUCUUCAGCCUGGAGUCGCUGAAGGCCGUCUGGCACGGCCAGAAGCUGGACUUCCUGAAAGCGGCGCGCCUCGGACGCGCAGCGCCCAACACCGAAGUUGUGCGCCUGGAGGACCGGCAGCACUCCCGCAUCCUGGACUUUGCGCACGGCGACCGGCCGCUCAUCCUCAACUUCGGCAGCUGCACCUGACCGCCGUUCAUGGCGCGCCUGAAGGCUUUCCAGGAGGUCGCGCAGCUGAACGCGGACAUUGCGGACACCGUGGUGGUCUACAUCGAGGAGGCGCAUCCGUCCGACGGCUGGACGAGCACCGACGCGCCCUACCAGAUCCCGAAGCACCGGAGUCUGGAGGAGCGGCUGAGCGCGGCGCACCUGAUCCACCUAGAGGUGCCCGGCUGCCGGGUGGUGGCGGACAACAUGGAGGACACCUCCAGCGCCGCGUACGGGGCGUAUUUCAACAGACUGUACGUCCUGCAGCGGGGCACGGUGGCGUACCAGGGCGGCCGGGGACCGGAGGGUUACCGGAUCUCAGAGCUCAGAGACUGGCUGGACCAACACCGGAGAGCGCUGCAACAAACUGAGAGCAGUCUGGCUUUAAACGUGUAAAAUAACUCCGUUUCUCUCUUUGCCUCUAUAGUUAAAGCGUAUUUAUUAUUAUUUUUGUAUUAUUAGAGUUUUGUGGAGACUCGGAGCGGCGCGCAUCUCUCGGUAUUGUUGUGAAGUUCGGUUUUUAAAUGGCUCCAGUCCAGGAAACCGGUGCUGAUGUUUCUAUACCAGUGGAUCAGCUGCUCUGCUCUCAGUCUUGCAUGCGUAUUUCUCUAAAAAUAUUUUGUUUUAUUGAUAUAUUUUUUUAGGUUUCUGUUUCUUUUUUCACACAGAUUUAAUUAUUGUUGCCUAUCUUGUAUUUUGAUGUUUAUGCAGAAAACAAAGGAUCAGAUUUCCUCUAAAAUAAAGCACA
Molecule: messenger RNA, 1257 nt
Organism: Poeciliopsis prolifica (blackstripe livebearer)
Lineage: Eukaryota; Metazoa; Chordata; Actinopteri; Cyprinodontiformes; Poeciliidae
Gene: dio3a
Product: iodothyronine deiodinase 3a
Exons: 1
Molecular function (GO): thyroxine 5'-deiodinase activity
Source: RefSeq, a predicted model, not a curated record